Messenger RNA from Spodoptera litura, 3618 nucleotides. It is a transcript of the gene gry, whose product is annotated as trafficking protein particle complex subunit 11 gry. Gene Ontology annotation, cellular component: cytoplasm. NCBI's taxonomy places the organism in Eukaryota, Metazoa, Arthropoda, Insecta, Lepidoptera, Noctuidae. The record is from RefSeq and is a predicted model, not a curated record.
UUUUCAUUUUUCAUCCCGUCAAUUUAUUGACUUUGACUAGAGACAUAGAGUAGAUUGGCAAUUUGGCAAAAAUGAUGGGGGAGUUUCAUUGAAGAUUGUGGAUAUAAAUUAGUUACGUAUGCAGUAUUACUGUGACAUGGAAUGAUUCCAUGACCUACAAUAUUAUUACUGUGGCGAAAUUAAGGACAUUAAACGAACAAUAAUGGCGACGCAGCCAAGUGACUACACCGAGUUUCCGCCCGAGAUAAUAUUGAAGCCCCUCGCUCUCAUUGGUUUGUCUGGACUCGACGCGGUGAAUAAUGCUAUCCAUAAAGAAAUCUGGGAUGCAUUUUCCAAUAAUCGUCGUGCCGACCGUACGCCUGUGCGUUUCAAGUUACUUAACAAUACCUUCGAAUUUCCUGUAGUUAAGCCGAAGCGAAAUUCUUACGAGUGGUAUAUUCCCAAGGGUGUUCUAAAGAAGAACUGGAUCCAUAAACGUGUGUCUCUAAUUCCUGCAGUAGUCGUAAUUUUUUAUGACAUGGAUUGGAAUGAUCCUCAAUGGAACGAAAAGAUCAUUGAAUGUGCGUCCAAGGUACAAUCAAUCCGCGCUGCAGUAGAAGGGCACGCUACACGCGUAGCCGUCGUCGUUAUACAGAGCAGACUCUCUCCACCCCCUUCUGAGUACAUGCUGGGUGCCGAGAGAGCUCAAGCCUUGUGUGCUGCCUGUGAAAUCCAGUCAAAGUCACUGUUUGUACUUCCGCAUAGUGACCACCUAAUGGGUUACAUAUUGCGCCUCGAGAAUGCAUUUUAUGACAUUGCUCAAAAUUACUACCAUCAUGAAACUAAAAACAUCAAACAGCAUAGGGAUCACCUCAACAAAACUACUCAUCAAUAUUUGUUUGUGCGACACCAGUUUAAGCUGGGCUAUCUUAAUGAACUAAAACAAGAUUUGAGUACAGCCCACAAGCACUACAUGCAUGCCUACAACAACCUACUUGAAACCAGGAUUGUAGACACCAAUACUCAUGAAGUUAGGACUGUGGCAGGUUAUAUAAAUUAUAAACUCUGUAAACUAUUAUUUGCUCUGAAUUUACCCAGAGAUGCAAUAGCUCAACUAAAGUCUCACAUUGAGAGGUAUAAAAACCGAGUUGGAUCUACAGAAUUACUGUUUGAACACUAUGCUUGGAUUGCUAGACAAUAUAGUGCUUUUGGAGAAUUGUUCGAUGAAGCUAUCCGAGCAGGCCUUCCAGCUAUACAAUCUCAGCAUCCUGGCUUUUAUUAUCAACAUGCAGCUCAGUUCACUGUGAAGAGAAGACAAGCAAUGAGGUCUGUCUGCACAGAGGCUAUGGCUUACCCACCAACACCUGACCCGCUGGAAGGCAUUGUGGAAUUCUAUGGCCAAAGACCAUGGAGACCAGGCCGCCUUAGUGCUGAUCCUCAUGACCCACAAAAGGAACAAGCAGCAGUUCAAGCCUUACAAUAUAAUGAAAGAAUUUUUAACCACUCUGCUAUGAUCAUUAGCUUCUUGGGCAGUGCCAUAUCACAGUUCAAGACAUUCCACUCCCCUAGGAUGAGAAAACAGUUAGUAGUUGAAAUGGCAAAUGAAUACUUUUAUUCAGCUGAUUAUGGCAAAGCUCUCACUCUGCUGACUCAUAUGCUGUGGGACUAUCGGAGAGAGAAGUGGUGGUUUCUAGCUUCACAUGUUCUAAAUCGAGCAUUGCAGUGUGCUUAUUUGUCAGGGAAAAUACAAGACUAUCUACAACUGUCAGUAGAGGCACUAUCUAAACACAUCCAGGUACCAAACAACGAUAAGGAUAGGAUAUACAGAAAUAUUAUGUCUGUUCUCAAUUUGAAUAUACCAGCUGCUGAACCAGAUCUCCCAGCUGCCUCCCAGCAUAAAGCACUAGAACUCUGGCAAUCAGCUAUUGAGAAAGAUCCUCUUCUCAUUCCUGUUGAUAUGGCUAACAUAUCUAGCUUUUUAGAAGUCAAGCCUAAAUUUAAGCAAGCAAGAUACAGAAUGGAUGAGAUAAUUGAAUUAGAACUAUAUGUCAGGCUGCUGUACACAACAGUUCUUGAAGUUCGAAAUGCUUUUAUAGCUAUAUCUAGUCAAUCUGAAACAAUUGAAAUUCCAGUCAUUGAUGAAGAUAAAACAACUAUUUUAUUACAAGGUGAAAAAGUUAAAAGAUUUCUAUGCCAAUUCAAGCCAAAUCCUCAUGACAGUGGAUCAGACAUUCAUAUCAAAAGUGUAUCUUUUGUUCUUGACAAUGAUAGAAAACGUAAAAUAGUUUUAAAUUUCAAGAUAGAAGGCAGCAAAGUAACAGAUUUAACUAUACAUCCAGAACUAUUACAUUUCAUAAGAAGCCCCAAAACGGAUUAUGAAUUUGAUUCCAUUGUACCUUUAACAGUAGCAUCUAUUACUUCUCGAGAUAGCAAGUUGUCAUUACUGGUUACCAACUCGAGUCCUGCGCUGCAAGGUGAAUGGUUCCCUUCUCUAUUUACUAUAACAAACAAUGAAGACAGUCAAGUGUAUGAUAUUAAAAUUACAUUAUCAUUGUUGAGUUCCCCAGACAAUCCUAACCCUGACUCAGUCACAGAAUUGAGUUUGAAGGAAGGAGAACCACAGACACAGCCACUGUAUUUACAAGUUGGUAGUUUGAGUAAGGCUAGCAGUCAUGCCAAUACAUUCUUUUUGAAAACAAAUAGAACAGCAACUGCAACUGUGCAAAUAAAAGUAUCUUAUUUUAUUGAUCUCCCUGAGAUUACAAAAUUGGAGUGCACUAAAGACUUCUGUACUAAAAUAACAGUUAUUAAACCAUUUGAAGUGUCUACCAAUUUUGUGGCAAUGAACUUUAAACCAAUUGCGAAAUGUUUCGUAGAUGACCCAUUCAUAGUGAUGCCACAGAUAAAAAUCUUAAGCCCUUGGGAUUUGCUGAUAGUAGACACAGAGUUGGAGGUAAUUGAGUGCUUUAAGACCAGUGAUGGUAUCAAGCCUUUGUCUUGUAUUACUAACCUUGAAGUUGCUGAAAAGAAUGUAGCAUCAGAUGCUGUAUGCAUACAAGCCAAGUACAAACCUAAAGAUAAUCCAACUAGAGUGGGUCUAUAUAACAUAACGUGGCGUCGGAAGUCCAACACUGGCCAUUGUGUGAUGAGCAGCACAGCCUUGUCAGCACUGCCCAUAGAUGAUUGUCCGGUCGCCAUUGAAGUGAAAUAUCCCCAGGUAGUGGAGCUAUUGACUUCAGUUCCAUUGAAAUGCACUCUAUUUGGCAAGUGCAGUACACCCAUCAGACUUACUGUAUCUGUAGAGGGCACUGAUGCUUACAUGUUCUCAGGGUACAAAAAAAUAUCAGUGACCAUACCACCCAAGGGCAAAGUGGAACUUUGCUACAAUAUCCAUCCUUUAGUUUCUGGCAGCACGACUCCUCCUAGGUUAAAAGCUACCAUUAUCGGCGAUACGGCAAGUCAAGAAUUAGUGAGUGAAAUGUUUGAUAAAAUCUUUCCACAGAAUAUAUUUGUUAUGCCUAAGUACAAUAAAUGAAAGUAUCAAAUUAUCUUCAUUUGAAUGUAAAUAUAAUGAACAAAGUGUAAAGUUGUAUUGUAGUUACCUUUUAAUAUCUAAAUAAUAAACUCAGUUACUUGUUU